Homalodisca vitripennis (glassy-winged sharpshooter) is the source of this 11889-nucleotide messenger RNA. Its product is annotated as protein jim lovell-like. The coding region runs from base 117 to 1973 and encodes 618 amino acids. Lineage: Eukaryota; Metazoa; Arthropoda; Insecta; Hemiptera; Cicadellidae. Gene Ontology annotation, cellular component: nucleus. The record is from RefSeq and is a predicted model, not a curated record. Gene Ontology annotation, molecular function: protein binding; DNA binding. The transcript has 10 exons. Gene Ontology annotation, biological process: regulation of transcription by RNA polymerase II.
UGUUCACAGAGACGCCAAGUCCCAGCCUCCUCUCCAAUCUGUGAUAACCUGCAUGUCCGAGCCUCCCGCCCCCGUCUGUUGCGCAUACUGGUGGACUCGCUCCUCAGACAGAUGAGAUGGGGUCGCCACACUACAACCUGCGCUGGAACAACCACCAGAACCACCUGCUGACUGCGUUCGACUCUCUGCUGCAGAAUGAGACUCUCGUUGACGUGACUCUCAUCUGCGAGGAGUCCAGUUUCAAGGCACAUAAAGUCGUACUGUCUGCUUGCAGUCCGUACUUCGAACGCAUAUUCUCAGAGACUCCUUGUAAGCAUCCUGUGAUAGUUCUGAAAGACUUACGAGGCUGGGAGAUCCAGGCCAUCGUAGACUUCAUGUACCGGGGGGAGAUCAGUGUCGGACAGGAGCAACUCACAUCUCUCAUCAAGGCUGCGGAAUCUCUACAGGUACGAGGACUAGCACACACUGAGCGGAUCCCGAUGUGUGGCAAUGAGAAGGAGCGGGAAAGAGAAAGGGAGAAGGAGAGGGAGCGAGACCGGGACCGGGACCGGGAAGUGGUGGGCCAGAGUGGGAACAACACCACAUUCUCUCCCGCUUCGGGACUCAGCAUGUUCCCCACACCACAGACCACUAUGUCUCCACAGUACAAUGGCCCGCUGCGACUACCACAGCUGCCACACAUGCCACACAUCUCUUUCACAGACCGCCACUGCUCCAGUCCUCUACCUAGGAGAAAACAGGCGAGGCCAAGACGAAGAUCUGGAGAGAUAUGCGGAGCACAAGAUCUCACUAAGGGCCCUAACUCUCCGGAGACUGAAGCUGCAGAGAAUUUGUCCAUCAAGAAGAACAACAACAACCUACCUCUCAACAGGCCUGCUUCCAGUCCAUCUCCAUCAAGUGUAAAUAAUCCUAUGAAGAUGGAAAGUGAAGAUUCAGAUGCUGCAGACUCUAGCCAGAACCAACCGAUGGAGCUGACCACCACACCAACUGAGAGUCGUCCAGAGAUAUCCAACACCACUUCAGAACAAAUCACUAGUUUACCUCCUCCACCUCAUGAAUCUUUUGAAAACUCCUCGUUUCCCCACCUGACUUCCAUAUCAGCUUUGUCUCUGACUCCUCCACACAUGUUCUCUCUAGAUGCACAUUUCGGAUUAUUCCCUGGAAUUGAAAGCUGUCGAAAUUCAUUUUUUAAUGAUAUCUCUGACCAUCGAAGUGACAACCACCAAAUGGCUGUUAAAAAGAAGAUGGGUCGCCCCAAGGGCCAGCACAGUGCUCCCAGAGGAGGACCUCCACGCUCCUGGACCAAUGCAGAGUUGACUGAAGCUCUGCAGCACGUUUGGAACAAGAAGAUGACCACUUCUCAGGCAUCUCGGAUUUUCGGCAUUCCUUACAACAGUCUACUGAUGUACGUCAGAGGGAAAUACGGAAAAUCACUCAAACUCGAACAACUCAAAAAAGAAUGUUUCGGCGACUUAGGAGGGCCCUUGGACAUUCUAGGUCUCGGCCAGUUGACAUCAAACAACAACAAUCCACCGACCAAACACCACCACAAAGGUCCAGAGCCCGACUUGAUGCUGGGACCUCCGGGAUUCAACCCCGGAUCCUACCCGUCACCAAACUUUUAUCCGGACUUCGGUGCAUCAUUCCCGGUCCCAGUGGGAAUGGUUCACCUUCUGCCCCAGUCCGAGAAAAACAGGGAACAAUCUUGUCCCAUCGAUUACGUCAAAGAAGAAUACCACGGCCAACACAGGAACAUCCCGAACCCGAUGGACUACGGGAAGGAGGAAGUGAGGAGUAGCCCUGCUGCUCUUGACUUUGCCAAAGAAGAGAUGAACAUGCAGAACAACUCGGUGGAGGAGGAGGAGGGAGAUCAACCGCAACAGCAGUCGCAGUCUCAGUCUCAACAACAGCCACAGAACUUGCGACACCACGAGGAUCGACCCGGCCACCACGAGCAGAACGGCCAGGACUGACAAGCGGUCCUCACGGAUUGUUGAUACGAGGCUUUCUCCAAUCUGAUGGCAAGAUUCUCUCACUUGAACUGAAGUGGGUAUUAUUUUCGUUAUGGACUCAGUGAUUUUGAGUAAAAAAACUUGAAACAUUUCAAAGUACACUGCAGCUAGGACAAAACAAAGAGAUGUGAGUGGGUGUAUAUGUGGACCGUUGUUUGUUUAAUAGUUAAGUGAUAUCUUCUCCAAAAUACCGACAUUUGGAUUUUGCUAAACAUCUUGGUGGACUUCUGGAUUCAUUCGGGCGAAACAGAGUUACGUGCCAACACAAUUUUAUAGUUUAUUCAGAGUUUUUAUAGGUGUUACUAGAUCAGUAUAUUAUUCUUGUACUGCCAAAUACAAGUAUACAACCGUAUUUACAAUUGAUAUUUUUAUAUAGUUACUAUACAAUACGCUACGUGACUCUGUUUCGCCUCUCACAACUAACCCCAAAAGUACAUAAAAUACAAAAUUUCAGCUUCUCAACAAUCCUCCAGAUACACUUUGGUUCCUUUGAUGACAACGGUCUUUUGUUGGUACUAAUAAUGUUGUGCUUCCUAUGUUAUACAUCUCUCAAUUUUAAAUACAUAGUUUUACUAAGGAAUGGAAAGGCUGGUGUGGAGAGAGCAAUUUGGUUGCGUUCUAUGUCGUUAAUGUUUCCAAAGCAACUUUAUGUAUCUCUUUGCACCGGACUUUCACCAUACAUAAAGAGAGAUUAAAUAUAUAUUGAAUUUGCAUGUAUAUUUAUUCUUCCUCAAUAAAUAUGGUAGACAAAUUCAUUUGUUUACUAAAUUUAAUAGGUAAAACUAAUUGGAAUGUUUAAGAUGACUGACACCCACGUAUAUUAGAAAAAAAAAUUUAAUUAUUUUUGAAGGAUUCAUAUUCUACUAUUAUAGGUUAAAUUCAUAAAAAUAUAUUUUCAUGUAAAAGACAAACCAUAAUGAUUUUUGCGCUAUAUGUUAUUAAUGCAAAUUAAUUAAACGUACCACGAGAUUACAUACUCCAUGUGGAAAAACCUAAUGUUAUCAAUACUAAAAUUUCCUGAAAGAAAAUUAGAUUUCAAGUAAUUAUGUGUUUAUUAUUUUAACUAAUAAAUUUAUCACUAAUUACUGCCUUGUACAUACAAAUUGGAAAAAAUCUAUAAUAUUUAAAUUUUACUCAAAAUAAGAAUAUUUCAUGUAUAAUCAGUUCUAACUAUUGUUUAUACUUAUUUUACAACAGAUCAGGGAGUAUAUACAUUGUUAGUCCAUUGAAAUUUGUGUCCAUUUUCUAAAUUGCAGUAACUAAAGAUUCUUUAACAAUUUGUUUCACUGUGUUGCACUCUUAUAAUGUUCUACCGUAAAAAUAAAACAAAAACAAAGCUGAAUUAAAAAUUUACACUGCAUGUACUUUACAUCCUAAAUGUUUAUAAAACAAUUGAAUAAAAUGUUUUGUUUGCUAUAGAAUCCGAUUAAGAGUUUUAAAAGUAAUUAUUUUAGUGGUGUGUCAAUUCUCCUAGCACGACGCAACACACUUUAAAAACUCGAAGGCUGUGCUGGAGAAUUAAAUAAACCAAUUAGUUUUACAUAUUGAACACAGAAGACUGACUGCAAUAUGCCAAUGUUCCAAGUAUAUAUUUUAAUAUGUCAUGUAAUUUUACGUUUUAAGUUGUACUGAAGCAAACUACAGUUCCUGCAGAUAUUAUAUAUAUAGAGGUUCUAAGGUUUAAGUUUUCUUGCUGUACGACUAGAGACAGGUUAGGUUAGAUAUAACUCGCAGUAUUUUCCAGUAUUGUCCACUAGAUCGCAUCACUUUGCAGAUGCCCGCUCCCCAGUCCUCGGUGUUUGUAUUGGGAGUCUCUGGGCAAUUGUUCGCUCGUUCGCUCGCUGUCCACAAACAAAUGUGAUUUACGGGAGAUUCAUGCAACUGUGAAUAAAAUUAUUAAUUAAAUAUACUCUAAAUAUACGAGUAUUAUCAAUGUAUAGUAAUUAAUAUAUACUUAUAUAUAAAUAAAUUAUUGUGAUCAGAUGUUGAUGAACUUAAUGGUGAUAAAUAUUAUUGUUGAUGUAGAUAAUCUAUAUGAGACUUUAAUGUGUUUCAGUUAGCCUAUAAGAUGGAUAUUAUUUAAGACCUCGACAGGUAUGCAAAAUGUUAUUACUUUAGCGGUUCUCUUACGUUACCAGCUGUAUAUUUACAAGUAAGUAGUAUGUGUUACCAAUCUCAUUCCAAAUCAUUCCACCGGUCUCAUCACUAUUUUGGCCUAUUUUAUGUAGCCUAUAUUAUAUAGGCCUAUAUUGUAGCCAAUAUAAUGUAAAGUAAACGUCACUCAGGACCUUUUCAGUGAAGUUUAUUUGUGAUAAUUACAUUUGUGACACAAUUAUUGCUGGUGAUAGUCUUUAUAUCGUAACUGACCUUAGUUAACAGGUAACAAUCAUUGAAACAUUUUCUAUACGAUAUCAAUAUUUAAAAAACUGUACUCAAUUAUUAUAGCUACAAAAGUAUCAAUUAUUGUUUUACAAUAGAAUUAUAAAUUAAGAUGAUUUUUUCCUUGAAACAAUCAGAGCCACUAUAAAUACACCCUAUUGUAUCAAUGUUGAUAGAUAAUUAUUUAAUAUUUUUACAUCUGACAUUAAAAUAAAUAAAACAUUUGCAGGGUAUAUAUCUCUUGACAGGGAUGGCCUUCUUACAAUAGAUACAGGUACUUAGACUAAGUUUAAUGUAGCAUUUUGACAUUUCAUGUGAAUAUGUUGUUUACGUUUACAAACAAACGUUAUUACGUUUAUUAAGUUUACCGCUACUGAAGGGCAUUAUUUUUCCACAAACACUUGAAUUAAUAAAAUAGUGUGUAUUUUCCAGAAAUGAGUUUAAAAAAUGGUAGUCUCAGGAAUGCUCCAACAAUUUCCGCUGGGGCUAUUCCAUAAUCUCCAGAUAGUCCAGAGAUGACCAGAAUUCGGUUGUCUUAAUAUCCUAAAAUGAAGUCCUGGCUCCACCACUACUUGCAACCAAACAACAGUAACUGUUCCAAAACACACAGAUGUGUUUGUUGCUCUAGUUUAAAAUUUCAAAGAAACAAUAUUUACCGAAAGGUUUCAGAGAAUUUCAGGACACUCCGUGAAAAAAUGUAUGGAAAACAAUCGUUGUCUUUUGACAUCAGAGAGGGAAAAGAGUAUUCAUUAGAGUUAAAUACAUAAAAGAUGCACAAUAACACGUCAUACACUACUAAUCUAUGUUAUCGUUCUUUGGUUUUUACUGAAAUUCAACAAACAAAAACAUUCCUAGUUAAUGUAUCUACGUAUUUUUGCAGUUGACACAAUUUAUUCAUUAACAUUCAUAAAAUGAUUAUUUAAAAUAAUUUAAAACAUUUGGGGAAAAAACUUUAACAGGGCUUUUUAAAGAUUUGAACCCAUUGAAGCAUUGCAAGAUAUCAGAAAUGUUUAAAGAAGUUACUGAUAAAACACUACAGUUAGACAAAAUUUGGAUAACUUAUAGUGUUUACAAGUUGGACUCUAUAGACAACUUUUCGUGUAGUAAAUUUCCCUUUAUGUAAUAAAAAAGAAUUUACAUUAAUAAUGUACAAUAUAUCGUUCUAAAUAGAUAUAUAAAAUUGUUUGUGUUUAAACCAUGCAACAGUUUAAUGUAAACAUUAUAUUUUAAAUGUGCAAUAUUUUAUUUUAUACUUCAUUAUGAAGUGUCAAAAUGUAUACCAUAUACGCUCAGACAGAUCAAACUAUAUUUACAUACUGUAUAAGUUUUCAUUGUUUUAUACUUCAUGCUUCCAGAUAGAAUGAAUGGUUCACAGGCUAACCAAGUUGUUUUUCCAUAACAGGAUAUAUCAUAGUUGAAUUACUGGAAACUGUUUUUAUGUACUAGGUUCAACUUUUUGUUCUGUUCUAGUUCUUUAAGCCAAUAUUAUUCUUUUUCAUGACAUUUUUUUAAUUACUGUAGGACCUAAGUGUUAACUAUUUUUCAGAUGUUUUAGAGCAUUAUUAAUUGAUAUAUUCUUAUUUUUGUACUUUUAGCACACUACAACACAUUUGUAUAUUUUAACAUUAAAGAUUAUAAUAGCAUUGUUCAGUAAAACGUUUUUUUUUAAUGUACAUUAAAUAAAUUAUAUUAUAUUUUUGUUUCUAGAACCUCUCCAAGUUAAUUUUAAACCUAAAUGCUUUGCAAUUGUCUAGAUUUUACAAUCAGAACAAGUUCAAUAAGAAUAAGAAUAAGAAUUCGUUUAUUGUCAUAAAGCUUACACGAGCAUCGACACAAGUCAUGUAUAAAAUAUAUAAAUUAGCAUAAGUCCAGACAAGGAAAAUUCAGUACCCAAAAUAUGAAGUUGCCAAAACAGUCACGCCACAAUUUAAAUUAUUUUAAAAUAUAAAUAAAUAAAUAACAAAUUAAAACAGGUAUGUAACAAAUAAACAAAUAACAGAUAACAACAACAAGUAAAACACUAUAAAACAAUAUAAUAGAGAGUGUUUCUUGUUCUUAACGAUUUGGGCUAACUUUAAAUGCAAUGUGGGGUUUAAUCAAAAUAUAGUUUAAAUGUCUAAAUAGUUUUUAAUGUUUUUGAAAUGCACAAGUAAAUUUAGUUUUAACUUAGUUGCCACCCCUUUGAAAAUAUUUUAUCAAAUUUAGAUUGAAAGUGUGAAGCUUCAUCAAAAUUGGAUGGAAAAUUGGAACAUUCUUGAAUCAAGUAUUAACUAUCUUAUCAAAUCAUCAAAUUUGUUCAGCUUUGAUCAAACCUUAUCAAGUUGGUACUUGUCAUAAAAUUUUGGACCAUUUUUCCAAGUAAAUUGUUGAAGAGUAAUUAUCUGAUAUCAGAAUUUAUUAUAUUGUUAUAGGAUUCGAUCAAAUUUUUAUCUGAUCUGGUCAAUGUAUAUCUGAUGUUGCAUUUUUAACACCAAAUUGUAAAAACCAAAUUCUUGGUCAUGUAUAGUAAAAAAUACACAAAUAAAAGACAUAAAUGAACUGACUCUAAAUUAUUUGCAAUUUUAAAAUUAAUGUUAUAAAUUCUACAAUUCUCAUUUCUAACCUCACCAAGAUAGGCUUAAUAUAUUCUAAUUAUAACUAAAAACUGUUAAAGCAAACUAUUAAUAAUACUCUGCAUUAUAAUGAAUUGAACAAAUUCAAUGUGAUACUUGCUUUUUCUACAUCAUUUUUAGCUAGCUACACAAUAUUAUUAUUGUGUAGUUCUUAAAGUAGUUGAAAAUUUGUCUCAUAAAGAACCCUUAAAAGGGUUUGAGCAGACUCACUAUACUUUAAAUCAGUACAUAAUGUUAUUAAUAGUAUUACGUUAAUACUUGUUUUUUUUUUAUAGUGUCAAUAUUUUUUAUUCAGAACUUCUAUCAGUUUAGAAGGUUACGCUAUACUUCUUUCCCGUUCAAAAAAAAGAAUUUAAAAUUAAAAUAUGUGUUACUUUAAUCUUAUUUAUAUCCACACACACAAACAUAGUUAAAUGUAGUUACGUUUCUAAUUGAAAUUCAUUACGUUUUCAAACUAAAAUACGUUUCCAUGAAUUAGUUCUUUUCUUAAGCACUCCUCUUCUUAAACUGUCAAAUAUUAAGAUAAAAACCAAAUCAACAAUUCCCCAGUUUUUUACAGGAGUUUAGUGACAUUAUAAAUUAGUUUUAUAACAAUACUUUAAUUACUGUAACUUUAGUAACAGAAGUAUAGUACGUAAUUAUUUCUGUUCACUCCGAAGUAGUUAGUAUGGUGACCAUGUGUUGUAUACUUAUUCCGUUUUGUUGUCUAUGAAGGGUUUCUAGUGAGAAUGAUUUUUAUGAAACUGUUGUGAUUGUGUAUUAUUACGUUUGAUCUUUGAUGUAAAUACGGUAUAAGUUAAGAACUUUGAUACAAAUUAAUUUUACUGUAAGUUAAUUUUGUUCUCCUGAAACAACACAGCUACUGUAUAAACCAUUGCUGCUGUGGUGAAAUAAGUAUCAGUUUCCUGGAAGUUUUUACGUUUUAGUUACGUUCAUCGUCAGAACUAUCAUGUCAUUCUAGUGACCAUCCUACAGUUCAUCGCAGCUUCCAUCAUUUUCCUGAUAGUUUAUUGUUUAAUUUGUACUAUAAGGAUGUACAUCACAGAUAGCAAUGUAGCGUAGUUAGUUUGGGUUUGGGCUAGUAACGUUACGCGCCUGGUGGCAAUUUAUUGUUACGUUUCAUUUCAUUACGAUAAUUAGUUAUUUAUCAUUAUGUAAAUUGUACCUUCAUAAGCUUAUUUAUUUGUAGACAGAAGUAGUUAUAUAUGUACAUUGUAAAAAUCUCUCUUAUUUGCGUUCGUAGUACUAAUUUCAUAUGGCUGUGUGCUAAUAUGUUCUGCUAGUAAUUAUCUUUUUCACUAUUUAUUAUUGUCCUUUAAAGUUUUCAGUUUCUGACAAUUAUUGAUCAUUUUCUUAACAGAUUCUACGGCUUUCUCUGUUGAUUUAAUUUCUCUCUGAUUCAUAUAAUUAAAACACGGCAUAAUGUAUAAUGUGUAUUUCAUUUUCAAAAUUAAAUUGGCCAGAGUUAAAGUAGUUGAUUGUUUUUACUUUUUCAACCAUUGGAAAUUUAGAUCCAUCUAAAUAAAUAAAAUGACAUAAACAAAUUAUAAAACUAGGUAAAUUCAAUCAUAAGCCUUACAAAAUAAUAUUGUUUUGGCUAUUAUAAAAUGAAAUAAAUCAUAAACUGUACAAUACUCAAUAAUGCAAUUUUAUAUUUGAAUAACCCAUUGGAGGGUUUAAUUCUUUUUGAAAUUUUGAUUUAGCAAAGGAAAAAGGUGUACAAUUUACGCGUCACUCUAACUAAAAAACUUAUUGAACUUUGUAUUGUGCAAAAUAACGAUCCGUAUAAACAUACCUUUACUUUCCAUGUUACCUAAGUUUAUUAUGUACAAGUUCCUUCUUCUUGUUAGUUUUGUUAUUGCUUUCAUAUUUUUUGUGAACAUUUGUUUAUAUACUCAUUAUUACCUUAAGUUAUGUUACUAUGAUUAUUUAUUAUGUACAUUUGUUUAUAUGAGGUAUUGGUUCCUGAUUUGAUUAAAUUUUAUUUUGUAAAUUCAUUUUUUGUUUUGUUAUUUUCAGUUUACACACUUCCCUGUGCCCUUUCCUUCCGAAACAUUCGGUAAAAAUUUGAUUUUUUCAAUAUUCGAGCGAUCAGAUUGUUAUUAUUUAUUUCCAAACACCUGUUUCCUGAUUUAAAAUGUUCUUUUCCACUCAAAAAAGUAAAAAGAAUCAAUGACUUGAUAUUGUAUCUGUUUAUAUUAUAUGUUUGAAUUAUUGUUUUAUAUAUGGUAGGUGUAGAAACUGCUGUUGUGAUAAUGUCAGAAGUCGUUGAGAAGACUGUAUAUCACUGCCUCUUUCAGUUGCAAAUACCUCAGAGUGGUCUGCCUCGUACAACUGAGGUUGGCUCUACUGCUGCAACAGUGUUCAUGUAAUAUCUGGGUCACUCUAGGAAAUAUUUACAUUGUAAGUAUUUCGGACUUAUCAACCUAACUGUUCUACUUAUGUAUUAGAUAUUUUAGUUUAUUCAAGCUUUAAAAUCAUCUAUUUUUCUUCCACCAAUGUAAAUGGUCUACAAAGUAUCUUUAAAAUAUUUCCAAUUAUUUCUUAUUUUUUAAAGUAAGUUUUUUUAGAUACCUUUCUUAAUUUGAAAUACUAAUGACUAGUUUACAACAAUGGAUAGGAAUUCUUAAUUUCAUCUUAGGUGAAAUUAUUGAUAAGAAAUAAUAUUCUGUCAAUAAAAAUACUUCACUUUUUAUAAAUAAUUCAUUAUUUUUAAUAUCACAUUUUGUUCUAGUUACACAUUGUGCAAUUCCGUUGUGUUUACUAGGCCUUAGGCUAUAUGUUUUGGGCAUAUGCUAUCAGAUAAUUAUUAUCAGAAAUUUAGCAAAUUUAAUAGGGAAUUCCUCGAACACAGAACUACCCUUACUCAAACGUUAAUUAUGAUUGUGAAUGUCAACUAAUAUGUUUGUAUAUGGUGAUAAUCUUCUGAAAAUUUAUUAUGUAAAGUACAAAACCAUUUGAUUGACAAUGGCACAGAUAUUAUAUUGGCAUCGUCUGAUUGCGUCGUAGAGUCAGCUGAUUCGUGGAGCCCACAUAACAAGUUACCUCAUAUUUACUUUGUUAGAAGUGUGUGAUACUGCUAAGACUGUUACGUAAUGGUGCGAAACUAGGUGCAAUACGUGGUGCAACUAAGCUGUUCCUUCUUGUUUACUGCUACACACCUCAUUGUUACCAAACUGCAACGUUUUGUAAUCUUAUCUUAUUUAAUUUUAUAAACAGGCAGACUGUUCGUUUGUAUAGAUGACAUGUUGAGUAUUUAAGAGCUUUGAAGUAGAGAUUUAAAGUUAAGUGCUUGAUUUUUUUCAGUGAAGAUAUAAUUGCAUGUUAUUUGUUUCUUCGUACUUUUUCGUUGUGAGUGAAUGAUAUGUAAAAUAUGUGUAUAGAAAUGUUUUAUUGUACAAGAUGAUUUCCUGUAUUCACUUUCAACUUGGGUCUUUGUUGAGACUAAGCUUCAGGUUCGUUUGUAUGUUUUGUUAUUGCAGUGAAACCAAGUAACAGUACGUUUAAGUAGGUUAGUGAUUGAUAACUAGCCAUGCAUCUAUUACAUUAAAAACAGAAUGUUUAAAACAUGAGAACAAAAAAACAGUAAAAUACAGUAUAUUUUUCAUCAAACUCUCAUAAACUUAUUUCUUCGAAUAUUUAUAACCAAUACGGUAUAGUAAUAAAUCUUAAAUUGAAAUACAACACAACAAAUUUUAAUUUUUGGAAAUAUUUUAUUUAAAAUUACGCCUUUCCGAAAUAUUGUUGUUUUUUACUUAACAGCAACACCCACUUUUUCUAACCUAGCAGUGCUUGGUGUGAUUUUUUUCCCAUCUCCUUUAAUUUUGUUCUAAACUAAUAAGUGGGAUUCACUCACAUUUUUUAAAAAUUUUAAAUUUUUUAUUUUUGCCUUUAAAACUGUUUUUCAUCUUUUUGAAUACGAUCAGAUUCUUUGAUAUGUCUUACGUUGUAUAAAAUCUUUCUGUAAUAACCAGGAUUUUAUUGCUAAUUUAAUAUUUUAUUUUGACAAAAGAGACCAUGAAAGAACAAUACAGCCAAAAAGAGUCAAAUGAUAUAAAAAGAAAUUAGGUUUCUUUUAACUGUGUAUACUUAGUUGAAUACUUAAAGGUGGAUGAGGACCGUUUCAAAAAUAAAGUUUUAUUAAAGCCCCGAUACCAUCUAUUCAAAACCGUUAUAAUAUCGCACCAAAAGCCAAAACAGUAUACCUUCGUAGUUGUAAUUUGUAAAUCAUACAAAAAUUAUUGAAAUAAUCAAUAUAGUGUAAUGUGAUAUUUUACUAUUUCAAUAUAAUACACAACAACAUUUCGUUGAAAGUUUUUCAUCUCAGUGUUUCAGCAUUACUGAUUACUCUUUUCAAUAAUUUUCUUAUUAUUUUUAUUCAAUAUUUGUCCAUAACAUCUUCAAAAUGAAUAAGCUUAAUUAUUCAAUUAUUUUCUUAACCCCUAAUAUUUUCGAAAGCUUUAAUAACGGAGCAAUUCCCCCACAUAAUCCAGCAUAUCAUUUGUGUUAAGUUAAUAAUCAUAACAUUAUCGUGUACCUAGUGUUUUGACAUAGUGCGGUAACAAAAUUACACAAUUCUGAAUUGCUAUGUAAUUUUGUUGUUACUUAAGUAAUGUUUGGUUUCAUUGAAUGAGUAACUCAGUGUUAUGCACUUAACAGGGUAGCAAAAUACAAGCUAAUUAAAUACUGUAUAUAUUAAAUGUAUAGAUGAAUGUGUUUAUAGAGUCCUCCACAAAUGUGACCAGGACAUCUGUACUGUCAAUGGUUGAAUGUGAAAACUGUAUCAUAUAAUUGAUAGCAUUAAACAAAUUUGCUAGAAAUAUGUUUGUAGUAAGCAUAGUUUUGGAAGGUGUUUCACGUCAAUAAAGGGAUUAGUGAAAAACUCA